Molecule: messenger RNA, 3048 nt
Organism: Nymphaea colorata (pocket water lily)
Lineage: Eukaryota; Viridiplantae; Streptophyta; Magnoliopsida; Nymphaeales; Nymphaeaceae
Product: beta-galactosidase 6-like
Exons: 19
Coding region: 328-2820 (830 amino acids)
Biological process (GO): carbohydrate metabolic process
Cellular component (GO): vacuole; cell wall
Molecular function (GO): beta-galactosidase activity; carbohydrate binding
Source: RefSeq, a predicted model, not a curated record
CCUUCCCUUAAACAAUCAAUACACAAUUCCAGGAAAGCCGUGGCCAUUUCCAUGCGCCAUUUAUCGUCUUCCAAAUAUGUCGACCGUUUCGUCCGUCCUCGAGGACUCUGUACUUAGUCAUUGCUUCCAAGUUGCCUCUUCAAUCUCUCUCUCUAGAUCGAUCUGCUAAUUUCCACCAUUAUUAUAUGGAACUUUACUUAUACUCCAUGUCUUGAUGCAGCAAUGCACCUUACCAGGCCAUUACAUAAGCUCCCCACCGGAUGCCUUCUCCUGUAACAGCGCCCCCCUCAGACCAUCUCAAUCUCUUCAACGAAGAGCCCUUGGAAGAUGGGCACUCCCUCCUCCUCCUCCUCCUCCUGUAAGGCUCUGCGGGUGGUGCUGCUGCUGGUGGCUGCCGUGGCAGCGGCGGUGGCCGCAGCAGUGGCAGGAGAAGUUGGGCAGGCGCCAGAGGGAAUCAGCUACGAUGGGAGGUCUCUCUUGAUCAACGGCCAGAGAAGGAUGCUCUUCUCCGGCUCCAUCCACUACCCUCGGAGCACGCCGCAGAUGUGGCCAGACUUGAUAGCAAAAGCGAAGAAAGGAGGGCUGGAUGUGAUCCAGACAUACGUGUUCUGGAACCUGCAUGAGCCCGCGCCUGGACAGUAUUAUUUUGAAGAAAAUUGUGACUUGGUGGCGUUUCUGAAGGAAGUUCAGGCUCAGGGUCUGUAUGCUAGCCUGAGGCUAGGACCCUACAUCGAGUCCGAAUGGAACUAUGGGGGCUUUCCUUUCUGGUUGCAUGAUGUUCCAGGCAUAGAGUUCCGGACCAACAACAAACCUUUCAAAUUCUACAUGCAGAGCUUUACCACCAAGAUUGUCCAACUGAUGAAAUCUGAAAAACUGUAUGCUUCACAAGGAGGUCCUAUCAUCAUGUCUCAGAUCGAGAAUGAGUAUGGAACAUAUGAAAUGGGAUAUCACAAGGCGGGCGCCGCGUACGUGAAGUGGGCUGCUCAAAUGGCGGUUGGUCUCGACACCGGCGUCCCUUGGAUCAUGUGCAAGCAAGAUGAUGCCCCUGAUCCUGUGAUAAAUACAUGCAAUGGACUGAACUGUGGAGAGACCUUUGCUGGCCCAAACUCACCUACGAAGCCAGCUCUGUGGACAGAGAAUUGGACUUCUCAAUACCAAGUGUUCGGGAGUGAUCCGAAAACAAGAAAAGUUGACGACAUUGCCUAUGCUGUUGCACUUUUUAUUGCCAAGAAGAAUGGCAGCUUCGUGAACUAUUACAUGUACCAUGGAGGAACUAAUUUUGGAAGGAAAAGCUCAUCCUAUGUUACCACAAGCUAUUAUGAUGAUGCUCCCAUUGAUGAAUAUGGCUUGGUAAGGCAACCAAAAUGGGGUCAUCUCAAAGACUUGCAUUCUGCAAUAAAGCUUUAUGAAGCACCAUUACUGCUGGGGACACCAACUUAUUCUUCGUUGGGGCAGUUCCAGGAGGUCUACAUUUUCCAAGGAAAAGCAGAAGGCUGUGUCGCAUUUCUUGUGAAUACUGAUAAAAGAAAUAAUGCCACUGUACAGUUCCAUGGCACAAGCUACAAUCUGCCUGCACACUCAAUUAGCAUUCUAGGAGAUUGCAAGGACGAGAUCUAUAACACUGCAAAGGUAAAUACUCAACUUAAUGUGAGAUCUCAUGUAAGUUCAAGCAAAGUUUCUGAAGACAUGUGGUAUGGAAGAAUGGAGCCUAUCCCUAAUUAUUCAGAUACCAAUAUAAAAGCAAAAUCACUGUUGGAUCAAAUGAACACAACAAAAGAUGUAUCCGACUAUCUCUGGUACACAACAAGCUUUAAUUAUGACGGGAACAUCACAGAACCAGUUCUUCACAUAGAGUCUUCAGCCCAUGUGGUAUAUGCUUUCAUCAAUGGCAUUUUCAUAGGAACUGAGCAUGGAAGUUUCAAAUCAUCUGGAUUGCAAUUCGAGAAACCAGUAUCAUUGAAUGCUGGGGAAAAUCAACUUGCUUUACUAAGUUCCCUUGUUGGGCUACCUGCUGGUGGAUCACAUCUUGAAAAGAAAACUGCUGGGAUACAAGUGGUGAUGAUUAAAGGGCAAAACAAUACCUCUCUUGACUUGUCCAACUAUCCUUGGGGAUAUCAGGUUGGCCUAUUUGGUGAAAAAAUGGCAACACAGAGGAUCAGAAGAAGUGGGAAGGUCGAAUGGACUAAUGCCAAGGAUGCUAAACAAAAAUCUCCUAUCUGGUAUAAGGCCACAAUGGAAGCUCCUGAAGGGAAUGAUCCAGUGGCUUUAAACUUCAGUAGCAUGGGGAAAGGACAGGCUUGGGUCAAUGGACAUCAUAUUGGUCGUUACUGGGUCUCCUUCCAAACAGCUAGUGGAAAAGCAUCACAAGAACUAUAUCAUGUCCCCAGAUCAUUUCUCAAGCCUGAAGGAAACCUUGUUCUGCUAUUUGAGGAGCUUGGUGGAGUUCCAUUUCUCAUUUCAUUCGCCACAGUCACUAUAUCACAAGUAUUUGCAGAUGUAUCAGAGUCAUAUCCACCACUCAUGACCAAUAUAAAGAAAUUACGAGGGGGUGAAAUCAAAUAUUUGAAUCCACAUGUCAGACUGAGGUGCAUGCGUGGAAAGACUAUAUCAAGAAUAGACUUUGCCAGUUUUGGAAACCCAACUGGUGUUCAUGGGAAUCAUUCUACUGGAAGCUGCCACUCAAAUAUUUCAACGAAUAUCGUUGAGAAGGCUUGCCUGGGAAGAAGAGGUUGUUCAAUUGAAGUUUCAACCGAAUCAUUUGGAGGUGAUCCUUGUCCGAGAAUUCCAAAGUCCCUAAUGGUUGAGGCUGCAUGCAACUAAUUGGGAGUGAGCAAAAAAUUCACAUGCUGAGGAAGGAAAUUACAUAAAUUGGCAUUUAUGGAGUGUCAUUCUUUGUUAAGCAUUGGUGGGAAAAAUUUUCCCAAUCCAUCAAUUAAUCCUCUUGUACAGCAAUGGAAUUGGCCCUCUACAUUCCACCAUACUCUUACAUGUUUGGAAUGUAAUUAAUGCAAUGGAGGGGCUGAUAUAAAUUGUCAAAAUAAAAUAGAA